AUGGAAGCCGAUGUCAACGCCGUUCUCAGUGAUUCUACUUCUAGUCUUCCCGUGACGUCUGAAAUUAUCGCUGCUGAAACAUCAAGAGAUCCUGUGGUGGUGUUCCAUAUCAAUGAAGGAUGGCCCAAGUAUUCCAAGGAAAUUGAUGAUCCAAUUGUUCAACAAUUCUUCACUCGCCGAGACAGUCUGCAGAUCGUUCAAGGUUGCAUCAUGUUCGGCGAUAGAGUCGUUGUGCCAGACCGUUUUCGCAAACGCAUUCUCCACCAACUGCAUCGAGGCCAUCAAGGAAUGGAGCGGAUGAAAUCCCUAGCGAGGAGUUUCGUGUACUGGCCCAACAUCGAUGAUGUCGUCGAAGACUACGUCCGCUGCUGUAGAUCUUGUGCUGAAGCUGCUAAGUCACCACGCAAGACGGACCUGGAGUCGUGGCCCAUUCCAUCGAAGCCGUGGGAACGAAUCCAUAUUGAUUAUGCUGGCCCAAUCAAUGGAUACUACUACUUUCUGGUAAUCGACGCAUAUUCAAAAUGGCCAGAAAUCUAUCGCAUUCGAAGCACAAGUACAACAAAGACACUGGAGAUGCUAGACGAGAUAUUUGCAAGAUACGGUAAUCCCAAAACUCUCGUCUCGGAUAAUGGAUCGCAAUUUGUUAGCGCCAGAUUCAGGCAAUUUUGUGAAGAAGCUGGAAUCACCCACUUAACGAUUGCGCCCUACCAUACACAGUCUAAUGGACAGGCUGAGCGCUUUGUGGACACACUCAAGAGAGGACUCAAGAAGAUACGAGAGGGAGGAAAUCCAGCAACUUUCCGACAUCUUCAAACAUUCCUUUCCGUUUAUCGAUCCACGCCCAAUCGAAGUGCUCCUGAUCAUAAGGAAUCCACUAGUGAUACUACUGAGACAAGUUUGCCAUGGACUAUGCUGCUUGAGGAAUUUGGUAUGCAAGUUUUGUGUACCCCAUGCCCCAAUGAAACUGCCGAUCCUGAUUUGGAAAAAGUUCAACAACCACCUGAAGUACUGCCCGAGAUGCCACCCUCAGGUCAACAACCACCUCAACUACCACCUCCUACCGAACCAACAUUGGAUCAAGAAGAGGUACCAGUCCCUGAAGCCGUUGUUGAAGUCAUUGAACCACAGUGCUCCAAUCAACCCGUUCGUAACCGAAGGCUUCCAGCAUGGCUUGCACCGUACGAUCUCUUUUAA
Toxorhynchites rutilus septentrionalis is the source of this 1194-nucleotide messenger RNA. RefSeq lists its product as uncharacterized. The coding region runs from base 1 to 1194 and encodes 397 amino acids. Gene Ontology annotation, biological process: DNA integration. NCBI's taxonomy places the organism in Eukaryota, Metazoa, Arthropoda, Insecta, Diptera, Culicidae. The record is from RefSeq and is a predicted model, not a curated record. Gene Ontology annotation, molecular function: nucleic acid binding. The transcript has a single exon.